Molecule: messenger RNA, 5600 nt
Organism: Xiphophorus hellerii (green swordtail)
Lineage: Eukaryota; Metazoa; Chordata; Actinopteri; Cyprinodontiformes; Poeciliidae
Product: oocyte zinc finger protein XlCOF8.4-like
Exons: 4
Coding region: 565-2880 (771 amino acids)
Biological process (GO): regulation of transcription by RNA polymerase II
Molecular function (GO): DNA-binding transcription factor activity; RNA polymerase II cis-regulatory region sequence-specific DNA binding
Source: RefSeq, a predicted model, not a curated record
UUGUCAAAAUUCUCAUGAAGCGCUUUAUAACUUUUAUUUUAUUUAGUUGACUGGAUAUCAACUUUAAUCAGUGACAUAAUUACAUAUUAGUCUAUUUUUGUGGAAUUUUAAAACAUGAUUGUGAAAAAAAAAUGUAUUCAAAAUCAAAUAAUGUUAAUUAAAAAAAAGAUGCUGUGCUGCGAUUGGUCAUUACAAUUCUGGGAUGCUCUGGGAUUGGUUGCUAAGAUGAUGGCGUUUUAGCGAUUCCUGACCUAAGGUAGUUUAGAAGAACCUGCGCCUUUCUUCCGCGUAUUACGGUAUUAUUUUUUUUAUGUCAUCACUUCCGUAAAGCAAGGGCUUGCGUUGUUUAUGUCUUCUUACGGCACCAAUUAACUGUUGCUAGCUUAAAAUCUGGCUUCAUAAACACCACAGAGCAAAUGGAAAGAAAUGCAGCGUGUGAGCGCUCAGCGGGCCUAACUAACUGUCUGUUACCGCCCGCCGGAGACCCGCUGAAGCCCAACGGUUCCUCCGCCCUCCUGGUUUUUUAAAGUUUACACAAAUUUUUCAGGGACUGGCUGGCUCAUCAUGUUGAACGGCGUGGCUCUGCGCUCCCAGAUCGCCUCCGUGGUUGAUGCCCUGGCCAAAGCAGCUGUGGCAGAGAUCUUCAAAGUUGUGGAGGACGGCAUGGUGGUGCUGCGGCUGGAGAUGUGCCAGCGGGAGGAUGAGAUCGAGAGGCUGAAGAGCAGCAUGGAGGUCCUGCAUGGAGAGCUGCGGGCGGCGCGGCAGGCGGAGACCCACCGGCUGGAGCACCGCGGAGGAGACGAAAGUCAGAGGGGUGUUGGAGAUGAGAAGAUCUUGGUUGAGAAGGUUCCCUCUGUGGAAAACCAUAGCAUGUCAUCUGUACCUGAAGCACAAAAUAAAGGUGAACUUGUGAAGGAGGGAAACGAGGACAGCAGAGGACAGCUGGACAGGCCAGUUGAAGGGUCUCUGUAUGGAGGUGGGCAGUGGAGGCCAGGGGUGCCGAAGGAGGCUGGAGGCAGCAGCUCUGAAUACUUAACUCUAGGUCAAAACUCCUUGUCGUGUCUCUCCGAGCCUUCGUUGGAUGGCGGGCUUGUUCUGUCCUGCAGCAGCUCCGGCGGGUUUCCACAGAGCCCCUUCAGCCGCGGCCUGCUGGGUUACAACCAGUACAGGAACACCGUGCGCAGGCGGACGGUGAAGAGGCUGAUGUUCAAGAAAGGUUUCAUCUGUCCGUACUGCGGCAAGUGCUUCGAGCGAGCUGGACACCUGGAGAGACACAAGCGGAUUCACACGGGUGAGAAACCGUAUCGCUGCGAGAUCUGCGGACGGCGGUUCAACCAGAAGUGCAGCCUUAAAGAGCACAUGAAGAUUCACAGAAGAGGUCUUCAGACGAGACCAGGAGAGGUCCAGAUGAGCCAACAAAUCCCAAUCCCACAGGUGAAUCCAUGUAUGGAACAGCAUCGGCCUGAAGAGGUUAGCCAGGUGAAGGCCGAUGAUAACCAAACAAAGUCUGAAGAAGUUCUGCCAUCAUCCGUGCAGGUAAAAUCUGAGCCGGUCGAGGAAAAUAUUACUCAGCCGCAGCUUCAUGUGGAAAACAAUCAGGCAACAAACAGAGCUGACAACCUGGGUGAAAACGUAACAUCAGUGGAUCAAGGCAGCCAACUGUGGGCAUCCAGGUUACAGAACAAUCCGACAGAGUUUCUAAACAGCUCGUCGCAGAACAUGUCUUCCUUCCCUGCCAUUACUCAGUUACUCCAGCCACCAGAGGAAACUUCCUAUAGCAACUUUUCCGUCCGAGGAAAAAUGUACGGGCAGCUGAAAACCUCCACCGUCCCUCAGACGCCUUAUGGGUGUUCAGGGUCGGUCAUCAUCUCCAGUAACCCCGACUUGCAAGACGCGACAGAGGCCUCAAACCACCUCAGCGAGAGGAAAAACCGUCCGUUUCGAGUUCUGAAACCAAAGAAAUGCUUUGUCUGCACCUACUGCGGGAAGGUGUUUGAGCGAGCCGGACACCUGGAGAGACACCUGCGGAUUCAUACUGGGGAGAAACCGUACGGCUGCCAUAUCUGCGGGAGGUGCUUCAACCAGAAGAGCAGCCUCAAAGGUCACAUGAAGACUCACAGAAACGGGACGACGACAGACAUGCUGGAGGCCCAUCACCUGAUGUUCUCGGUGUCCGACAAUCAGCUGAUGGAGAGUUACAUGGAAAGCAGUAACGGGCCAACAGCUGCGGACGAGCCGUUUCCCGCCCCGGCGUACGCUCACUCCAUUAAGGAGGAGCCGCUGGCGGUGAAGCUGGAGCCCAGCGACGAAAACUUCCUCUCCGUGUCUCAGGUGGGGACGGACAACAGAGCCGCAGCAGCAGACAAAAGUUUACUGUGGACGUCUGCAGUGGAGGAAAGCAUCGACAGCCCAGAUCAACCAGUCUGUGUACUUUUACAAGAUGUGAAGUACCACCUCAGUUCUCCUGCAGGGGGAGCCAGUGAGCAGCAGGGCUGCACCUCAAAGGAUUUGGCUUUUAUAGACAACAAAGCAAAGGAGGAUCAAUUUUCGGCUGUGGGAUUGCAGCAAAGGACUUCAAAUGUAAGUCACGAUCUGGCUGGAAGGGAUUUCUGCUUGGAGAGCGGCAACGGCGUGAACCAAGAUGGCGUCUACGAGUUUACCCUGAAAGCAUCGGACAGCUUCGGGGAGAGCUGCAGCACAGACCCCGCCAGACAGAACUACAUCUGCUCCAGCUGUGGGCAAAGCUUUGACAGUUUCCAUAUUUUCCAGGAGCAUCAGUGUGAGAAACUCCCAGAGCAGCCGUUGAGCUGCGAGAUGUGUGGAAAAACUUUCAACCAGCUGAGCAUCCUGAAGCUGCACCUUAAGCUACAUGCUAAAUAAAUAUGGCAGUUUUAUAUUUGGUACAUUUUCACUGUCUUUCACCGUUUUUAGCUGCAAGAAAAAAAAAGAUAAAACAUUAAUUUUACUUAUUAGCCACAUUUUUGUCACUUUAACUGUAUAUUUUUUAUAAAGAAAAAUCAAAGAAAACAUAAAGAAUUAUUAAUACCUCCUGUUUACCAACAUUAUUUCAGAUUUUUGUCUGUUUUUGUCUGUUGGUAAAAUUAAGAAAAACAAUCUGUUCAUUUCCAAGAAAUCUUCUGUAAAUGUAGAGCUUUGGUGAAACAAAAUCACAUUUGAAUCAUCUGCUUAUUACUUGAGACCAUAUUCCUAAAAUAAUUACGAAAAAAUACAUAUUCCCUGAAAUAUGAGCCCAUUGCGCAGCUGUGACAAAAGGAAAGUACACCUUCUCUCAACUAUAGAACUUUAUGUAUAAGGGCAUAAUAAAAAUUUUAAUUUUCUCCCCCUCCCAUUUAUGUACCCUUAAGUUUACGAAAACAUUUUUAGUGUUAUUUUUAAAACAAAGAUGAAGCCAAAAUAAAAAUGAAAAAAUAUUCAUGUAGAAACUAAACAAAGUUAAAGUCAAGUGGUGCUAAUCAACUACACUUGAUUGCUUGGUUUUCAGCAAGUGUUUGGCAGUUUGCUGCUCUGUAGGUGUGGGCGUGUGUGUGUGUGUGUGUGGGUGUGUGUGUGGGUGGGUGCGCGUGCGUGGGUGUGUGUGUGUUAAUACAGUGUGAGGCAGGAAAGACAUCAGUAAUGACCUUUGAGAGGCAAUUGCUGCUUGGAAAUUUGUAGUUGAUCAAUCCGGAGAGAACACAAUUAUUUACAUCUGCAAGUCUUCCCAGGAGUGGACGUCCCUACAGAAUCACCCACAAGUCCAAAUGUUCAAUGAUCAAAAAAAUGACAAAAAGUCCAGAUCAGUUUCAGUGUUCAACAUUAAAGUUUAUUACAGUUUGGUUAGAAACAGACUAAAUUAAGCUUUCUUCUUUGAGAGAAAGCAACUUUCUGUGUAUUCCAGCUUCCUCCCACUGUUCAAAAACACAACUGUUGGUUCAACUGGUGUCUUUAAGGGUGCGUUCACACCAGUCCUGUUUAGUCCUCUUUAAUCUAAUUCUAGUUUGUUUGCUAAGAUAGUCUAGUUUGUUUGCGGAGGUGUUGAUUCUUAUCCGCCUAAAAAUCUAGAUCUGUGGUUCAGUUGACGUGAACUCUGGUGCAGUUCAAAUGAAUAUGUGAACGCCAAGCAGACCGGAGUCUGCUCCAAAAGCAGGAAGCGAACUACAGCGCAGAGCAUUCUGGGUAAAUGCAGUCAAAACUAACAUGAGAGUCUAGCGAUAGACAAAGACAAAAGAGAAAUCAUACAACCUCUAAAAUCUGACGCUACUCCAUUUUUGUUUACAUUUUCUAAAAAAGGAAGUUGCAUUCAGUGUCUUCUUCAGAAGUUUUUGCGUUGUUUCCUUCAGUUGUUCUAGGUGUAGCGCCCCUACAGGCGAAGAGAAGAACAGGUUCUCUUAGGGUUUGGUUUGGUUGACAGUGCAGUGUGAAAACAAACCACAUCAGCUGGAAAUGUAGCAAAUGUUGCAACUUUGGCCCCCAAUCAAACAUCUACUGGACUAUCAGGUUUGAAAACAAAAUAAUUACCGUUAUGUGAGUGUGUGCAUUUUUCUACACUUUUUUAUUUUGGCUUCAUCUUUGUUUAUUAAAUAUUAACAAUACAGAAUGUGUGUUAUUGUUGGUUUAGGUUAUAUUUAAACUAUUUUAAUACGUGAAACUAACCGGAUUGUCCUGAUAUUAAACAACCUUGGGAGUGUGUAAUUUAAUUUGCAAUGAAUUUACAUGUUUACUUGGCAUCCUUACUGAAAUCAAAUCAGUGUUUGUAUUGUUAAAAAACACAGUAAAGCCCAUUUCUGGUAAAUCAGAUUUCAGGUUUCUCCAUAUUUUAAACUGGUGUUGAAAUAAGUAUUUAUAUUAUAAACUUUUAAGGUAAAACAUUUUUUUUUUAUUCAAGUUACCUUCUGGUGAAAGUCUGUCCAACUAAGAAAAGCAGAUAAUCCUGUUUGUCUUACUUUAUUCAGUAAAUAUGUACCAAGGUUGCUAAAUUCGUUUCCAUGGAAACAUCAUGUCGUAAAUCUGUAAUAAUAGAAAAGUAAGAUUAUGUUUUAAGGCUUCGAUCAAUGUGAAAAUGAAGACUAAAUGCUGUUUUUGAACUGUGGAGAUAUUUUGUAUGCAUAUGGCAUGAAUACAGCAUUACAUUUACACUUUGCACAUUUAAAUGGACGAUUAAUGUUUUCUCACCAGAACUCUGACUUUAAUUUCAGAAUUAUGAGAUUAAUUCUUUCAGAAUUCUGUCAAAAAAGUCAGAAUUUUGAGAUUAGAGUCAAACUUUGAUCAAACAAACACAGUUUUACCUGACUGAUAUGAAAGAUUUUUGUUUGUACCAGGUGACAGUUAAAGUUGUUAUUUUCUGGUAAAAUAAAGGUACAAAAAUUAUUUAAAUAGCAACAGAUUCCAUAGUCUGCCUCUUUAGUGUUAUUGUCUCUUAUAACUGUAAUGCUUCCUCAUUUCUUAUUUUGUAUUUUGUUAACAUCUGAUCAGAUCAGUUACUGUCUUUACAUGACAACGACAAUGAUAAUCAUUUGUGUUAGUUGAAUAUGUUGAGUAAGUAUGAUUGUGGUCAAUUUUAUGUCUUUUUGUAUUUUGUAAAUAAACAUCAGAUGAUUUCUGAA